Messenger RNA from Syngnathus acus (greater pipefish), 3791 nucleotides. RefSeq names its product potassium inwardly rectifying channel subfamily J member 12b (gene kcnj12b). Gene Ontology annotation, molecular function: inward rectifier potassium channel activity. The record is from RefSeq and is a predicted model, not a curated record. The transcript has 2 exons. Gene Ontology annotation, biological process: regulation of monoatomic ion transmembrane transport; potassium ion import across plasma membrane. Gene Ontology annotation, cellular component: plasma membrane. Lineage: Eukaryota; Metazoa; Chordata; Actinopteri; Syngnathiformes; Syngnathidae. The coding region runs from base 564 to 1841 and encodes 425 amino acids.
CACUAUUUGCGUGGAUGUGAGAUACAGAGUAGGAUCCUCAGCAAAAACCAUCAGACAGCACACAUGGAAGAAGAUGAUAGACUAUGCCAAAAUUAUCUGCGCUGGAUUGAUUUUUACUUCUCUUUGUAUCGCUGAGCCCACGCAAGUCCAAAUACAUCAACUUUGGGAGAAGAGAGAAGUGGCGUUGUAAUCAUUCAAGCUGGAAAAAUUCAAAGCCAAGUAGUACCUUGGUUAAAAAUUUGGGGAUGUAAUGCUUUCCUCGGUGAGCAGAGCAAGAGGAACAGGUGCACUCAAACUUGCGGGGAUGAACGUGUUGAGUGGCGAUGCACUUUUUUGCCUCACGAGGAUAAAGUGGUUCUACCCUUAAAAGAAAAAGAAAAAAAACAAGGACGCCUUCAGAGAACUAUGCAGUAGUGCGGCCAAAAGACGCAAAGUUCUGAUCGUGACAUUUUGCAACAUUUAACCAGCAAACAAGAGAACUAUCUAUCAGUCAACGUUGGACGGAGCCGGGCCUGCCUGUCAGCCUUGAUCACGUGAAUCCGCGUGGCCGUCGUCGCUGAGGCAUGAACGUGGGAAGAGCCCACCAGCACAAUUUCCUAUCGUGUGAAGAAGAAGGUUUGAGACUGACCAGCAUGCCUGCCGUGGGGAGCUUCGGCAAUGGCAAGAUCCACACCAGACGUCAAAGGCACGGCCGCUUCGUCAGCAAGACGGGCCAGUGCAACAUUCACUUCUCCAACAUGGACGACAAGUCCAGUCGGUACAUAUCGGACAUGUUCACCACUUGCGUGGACAUACGUUGGCGCUACAUGUUCCUGGUCUUCAGCUUGGUGUUUGUGGUGUCAUGGUUGAUGUUCGGCUUGGGCUUCUACGUCAUCGGCCUCCUGCACGGCGAUAUGGACCGUCCCGCAGACGAUGACACUUUUGUACCGUGCGUCACACAGGUGAACACCUUCGUGGCCGCUUUCCUGUUCUCCAUCGAGACCCAAACCACCAUCGGGUACGGAGCUCGAUGCGUGACGGAGGAAUGUCCCGCCGCCGUCUUCAUGGUGGUCUUUCAGUCAAUCGUGGGUUGCGUCAUCGACGCCUUCAUGAUUGGCGCCAUUAUGGCGAAGAUGGCCAGGCCUAAAAAGCGAGCGGAGACUCUCCUGUUCAGCCGAAACGCCGUCAUCUCCAUGCGUGACGGGAAGUUGUGUCUCAUGUUUAGGGUAGCCAAUCUGAGAAAAAGCCAUAUAGUGGAGGCUCACGUCCGAGCCCAGAUGGUCAAGCCUCGUUACACGGAGGAAGGCGAGUACAUCCCACUGGAUCAGAUCGACAUGAACGUCGGCUACGACAGAGGCACCGAUCGUCUUUUUCUGGUGGCGCCGAUCACCGUCAUCCACGAGAUCGACGAAGACAGCCCCCUGUUCGGUAUCAGCAAACAAGAUCUGGAGACAUCCGACUUUGAGAUUGUGAUCAUACUAGAAGGUUUGGUGGAAGCCACCGCCAUGACCACCCAGGCGCGCAGUUCUUAUCUGUCGUCGGAGGUCCUUUGGGGUCACCGCUUUGAGCCGCUCAUCUUCGAGGAGAAGAGCCAGUACAGGAUCGAUUACGCCUAUUUUCAUAAGACCUUCGAGGUACCGUCUACCCCGAGGUGCAGCGCCAGGGACAUGGAAGGCAGGAAGUUCCCCACGUCAGGCGCUAACUCCUUCUGCUAUGAGAACGAGCUAGCUUUCAUAAGCAGGGAUGAGGAGGAGGCGGACUUUGACAAAGAGGACGACAGACAAUGUUCUACGGCCCUCCUGGAUGAUCACGCCACUUCUGAACGUGAUCAAAAAUCAUCUAGCGUAGAAUCCGAGAUUUGAACUUGACAUUUACAGAAGUUCACCACACAAACUAUUUAUAGCACCAUUGCAUGCAUGACUGCAAAGUUGAUAGGGUUGCAACAACUUCAAAUGCGAAUAAAUAAACCGUAGAUUGGAACUUUAUAGUUUAUAAUUUACAUGAUACAUUAAAACUCCAUAAGUUUUUCCUAUCAUUUAUGAAUAGUAACUGAGGAAAUCAUCCUAAUCAUUACCGUCAAUACAUUGUAGCAGAUUGUGGCCGAGGGAAAAGCAAAUAAAUGUUUACACCUCAUUUCUAUGACGGCCAUUACGUCCCCUGGCAAAUGUAACAAUAACAAUAGUAGCAGUGUGUUAUAUAAUAUUCCGACAUUUGUGUCAGCAGCCCUGAACCAAAAGUGUAAACGUGUGGCGAGAAUGAAUUGUUUUUGUUGUGUGGCUCACCUAAAGAUAUUGGCUGCAUGUUGUGGAGCUAAAAAUCCAUAUUUGAGGCACAAUGGACUCAUUUGAAUGACAAAUGUUGCUCCUCUUUGCAGCCAACACAAAAGACUGAAAGAGCAUAACGAACACGGGAGUAAUGAGAGUGGCAAACAAAAACUCUACAUCACUUUUGAAGCGAUGACCUUUUCGUUUUGUAAUUUGCUUGAAAAAACAUGGUGGACACAACUUUGAUAUACUGUACAGCAUAGUAACGACAGGAAUUUUCAAAGUCUAAUGGGAACGUACAUGUUAAAAAACCUUUUAGCGGGAAGAGGAGAGAAUAUAAAGACGUAACCAAAAUAGCGCAUAAAUAAAUGGCCAAAGGUCAUUUUUGUUCUUUCGUGUGAGUUGUUGCAGCGUGAGUGCACCUGAAUGCCAUUUCAGCACAACUUUACAUAUUUACAUUUGGGAGCUUGCUGACUCGUGCUGAAAAUAGUCAAGGUUUUUGUCUGAAAAAUGAAUGCUUUUUUUUUGUUGACAUUUGUACGGAAAAAGCAGAAUCCAGGAUGCAAAAGACGACAAUGUGUGCUAACAUCGGUCAGGUCUGUAUUGUAAAUAAACCUGCUUUUUUUUUUUUGCUGUUUGUUUUUGGUCAUUGUUUCUAUUGCAUAGACUGAAGCAACUUGCAAUUAAGUGGAAGCCACGUUAGGCUAAAAUAAGAAUAUAGCAAGUGAAGUCAUUUGUUUUCCCCUCGGAGGAAUCGGACAAUCAGAAGAAGGAAUGGCGACGUGAGAAUUUUUGGAUGCCAGUGUCCCUACAGGGGCCAAAGGUUUCUUCUUUCACUCUUAUGCAAGCCUUCAGAAACAUCUUUGCUAUGGCUACACUACACUCCAAAGUUCACCAUAACCUGUGACCUUCAUAGCAGCCCUCAAAGCAAUUGCAAAUAUUUGACAACUGUAAUAUAAUGACUGAUGAGUAUUCACAAAAGUUUGAGGUCACUGCUAAUAAUUCCUUCUUCCCAUGAGAAUGUGGACUGUACUGUCAGAUGAUGUAAGCAUAAUGUGGAGAAGAUCACGAGAUGCAUCCCACCCACUCACCAAGGCCGGAGGAGGAGAACCAGUGGAAAGUCGGUAUUGCAACAUGAAGAGUGGGAUGCAGCCUUAAUUAUCACAACCCUUCCUUCUUCUUCACUGCCUGCCUGUGUCAGAUGGAGGUGGAGGCUGAUAAAAAGUAGCAAUACUCGACUGAAAUACUACUUCAAGCUAUUAGACUCAUUCGGUACCAAUGACGGUUAUAGACGUCAAAGAUAUAAUGAGUUAAACGUCUAUUUAGGGUCAUCUAUUUAUUUGCUUUUGUGCUUGAUCAUUUUUGCAUGAUGGCGGCGUUUUCAGAGCAUUUGGACUAAGCGAGGCCGUUACGUAAUAAUGUUAUCACCCUGCAGCACGAUUUUUCUUUGUUGUGGCUACUGGAGUACAAUUAGCACUUUUCCAGCGAGUGAUAACAAGGACAUGCCAAAUUCUCUCUCGAGUUGAACAAUAAAAGACACUGAUGACA